Molecule: messenger RNA, 1879 nt
Organism: Drosophila elegans
Lineage: Eukaryota; Metazoa; Arthropoda; Insecta; Diptera; Drosophilidae
Product: T-complex protein 1 subunit zeta-like
Exons: 1
Coding region: 63-1661 (532 amino acids)
Biological process (GO): protein folding
Cellular component (GO): chaperonin-containing T-complex
Molecular function (GO): ATP binding; ATP hydrolysis activity; ATP-dependent protein folding chaperone
Source: RefSeq, a predicted model, not a curated record
UCUCUGAUAAUACAAUCCCUUAAAAUUCAUUUUGAAAAUAAAUAAUAUUAAAUAAAUAAAAAAUGGCAGCAGUAAGUCUGCUGAAUCCCAAGGCUGAAAUCGCGCGAGCUGCCGAGGCUCUGGCCAUAAACACAGCUGGAGCCAUGGGACUGCAGAAACUCAUGGCCUCCAAUCUGGGUCCGAAGGGCACCACCAAGAUGCUCGUCUCGCCGGCCGGGGACAUCAAGAUCACCAAGGAUGGCAAUGUGCUGCUCCACGAGAUGAACAUCCGCCAUCCCACGGCCAACAUGAUUGCCAGGACAAGCACAGCCCAGGACGAUUCGCUGGGAGAUGGCACCACGUCCACGGUGCUCAUGAUUGGUGAGCUGCUCAAACAGGCCGAGUUACUCAUCGCAGAGGGACUGCAUCCUCGUUUGCUGGUGGAGGGUAUCAUGUGGGCCAAGAAAAGGGCGUUGGAAGUACUAGAAUCUUUGAAGAUUCCCAUCGAUAUAAAGCGGGAAGCCUUGAUUCCGGUGGCAAGAACCAGCUUAAGAACUAAACUGGAACCUGGUUUGGCCGACAUGAUCACUGAUAUCUGCGUGGAUGCUGUUCUGGCUAUUCGUGGUGAUGGCAGGGAUCUGUUAGAUCUCAACAUGAUUGAAGUAAUGGAAAUGCUUCAGCACACGGGUCUGGAAACUCAGCUUGUUCAAGGUCUAGUUCUCGAUCACGGCGGUCGUCAUGUGAAUAUGCCGAAGAUCCUGCAGGAUGCCUAUAUUCUCACCUGCAAUGUCUCCUUGGAAAUGCAGAAAACCUCUGUGAACUCAGGGUUUUACUACAAAACUGCCGAAGAGGUGGAUAAAUGUGUGACAGAGGAACAUCGCUUUAUAGAUCUCCGUUUAGCCAAGAUCAUAGAACUGAAGAAGCAAGUCUGUGCGGGCAACCAAAAAGGGUUUGUGGUCAUCACUCAGAAAGGUAUCGAUGUGCCCUCCUUGGAGUCACUGGCCAAAGAGGGAAUUCUGGGCCUAAGACGCGCCAAAAGCAGGAACAUGGAGCGUUUGGUCAGAGCCUGCGGAGGAGAGGCCUUGCAUUCCCUGGAGGAUUUGAGAGAGGAGCAUCUGGGCUUCGCUGGAUUGGUUCGCGAGGAGGAGUUGGGCGAAACAAAGUACACUUUCGUGGAGCACUGCCGCAAUCCCACUUCCGUGACAAUCUUGAUUCGCGGUCAAGCCCGUCACCAGAUGGCAGCCAUCAAAGAUGCCAUCCACGAUGGACUCCAUGCCGUUCAGAACGCCAUCCGGGAUGAGUGUGUGGUUCCAGGUGCCGGAGCCUUCGGACUGAGGGCCCACAAGGAACUGCUAAAGGUCAAAAACUGUGUCAAGGGAAAGGCCCAACUGGGUGUCCAACUCUUUGCCGAGGCUUUGCUGGUCAUACCCAAGACAUUGGCCACAAACAGUGGCUUUGAUGUGCCGGACACCAUGGUCAAGUUGACUGACGCCCAGCGGGAGACGGAGGAGUCCGUAGGACUCGACCUGGCAACGGGGGAACCCAUGGACCCAUCAGCCGCAGGCAUCCUUGACAACUUCUGUGUGAGGCGACACAUCCUGGACGCCAGCUCCAUUAUUGCCGCCAACCUUCUGCUCACCGAUGAAAUAAUGCAGGCCGGCAUGACCUCUUUGAAGGGUUAAGCUUUGGAUUGAGCCGUUCCUAAAUAAAAGCACACACCUUUAACCCCCGGAAGCCCACUUUUGAUUGAAGUACUCAAUUUCAGGACUAGUGGGGGUAAACUUUUGACGACCACUAUGACAGCCCAGGGAACACAAAGUUCAAGAGGAACAGGAUAUCCUAAGUUCCAUUUAACAGCUUGCAAAAAACUGAGCUUGUACUCAAAAAAAUAUUAAAGAGG